Molecule: messenger RNA, 5918 nt
Organism: Lutra lutra (Eurasian river otter)
Lineage: Eukaryota; Metazoa; Chordata; Mammalia; Carnivora; Mustelidae
Gene: INSIG2
Product: insulin induced gene 2
Exons: 6
Coding region: 3468-4145 (225 amino acids)
Biological process (GO): cellular response to insulin stimulus; SREBP signaling pathway; cholesterol biosynthetic process
Cellular component (GO): SREBP-SCAP-Insig complex; endoplasmic reticulum
Source: RefSeq, a predicted model, not a curated record
AGUGAUCAUAACCCAUGCCCUGUUAGUGUUGGAAAAAAGUUAUAAAAGUAUGGGGUAAGCUUGAUAGUCUAGGAAAAUAUGGAAAAUAUAUCAUGAAGGGCUUCCUGUUUUCUAGGAUUAAUGAGGAGAUGCUUUAAGAAGGAAUGGGUAGACUUGAGCCCUGGGCCACUGGAGCUGGCCCAUACUGGUGUUGCAAUGGAGCAGAGGAUUGUAGGGGAAGGUAGCCAAACAGUGGCUAGAUUGUGUUUUCCAACUUUGGGGCUUAUCCCUGGUUGCCUACCACCGAGUGAAAAUGAAGGGAUGCCUAACUAAUAGGGUCUCCAGGGAAAAAAAUAUUAGCCUGUUUUCCAUUUUCAUUUUUUCACUGCACAUUAUGUUGACUAGUGUGAAGUGUUGUAGUUGUCAGUACAUAUCUGAUACAAAGUGACCAAGCAGUGAAUCAUGUACAUUUGGGAAAGAGGUUGAUUCUUUUUAAACUGACAACUGUUGCUUUUUCGAAUGGUCCGCUGCAAAGGAAAGGAGAAAAUGCAGUUGAGUAACUUAGAGACACAUUUUCAUUGUUAUCAAAAAAUUAUUCAAAUGAUAGAGUAACCUUUUUAGUGAAUGAGAUUUGACAUUUAAAAGUAGUAAUGGGAUAUGAAUGCUGCUUGUUUAAUGGUUUCUGUGUUUGGGUUUUAAUGUAGAAAGGAAAGAUAAGUGGCAUUGUCUUCAAGACAAACAUAUUUGUCUUUCUAGAAGUUUUAGUGUGCAUAGUCUAUGAUUCACAUUUGUGUGCUUCUGUUUUUCAUUGAUGUGUGUUUUUCCUGAUAUUUAUGCUUAUUCUGUUUUGAGAAUACCAUUAUAAUUAAGAGAGCAUCUAAUGAAAGAUGUGAGGUAGUAAUUUAGUUUUAUUAUUUAUAGCUUAUUGACCUAAACACCUGAAGAGAUAGGGUUCUAUGAGGAAGGAAAUAUACUUCUGUGACUGUUAAUCAUUGGAGGAUGAAUGAUCUUGCGUGAUUUGAGAGGGUGUUGGAAUUGAUAAAAUACAACCGGUUCUUAAGGUUACUAGAAAAUUUUGUGUUUGUUUUCAAAUGCCUGUUGCUUGAAACCUGUUUCAGUGGAAGACAUGAACUUUGAUUUUCAUUCCAAAAGUCUGAAAUCACUUACCACUUUUUUUUUUUUUUAAAGGAAUAAUAUCACCCAUUAACAGGCGGUCCUAUAGCUGGCCUAAUUAUUUUUCCAUUUUUGAUGAUUUGUUAUUGACCUGUCUAAACUAUUUUUCUCUUUGUUUAGUAAUGUACUUUAUAGAAGUUAUAGGUCAGGGCUCAAGGAAGAAUAAGGCUUUCUUAUAUACAGUGGGAGAUUUUUCUUUGUCAAUUUUUGAGAAAAAAAACAUUUUUGUAUUAACAUUAGUUGAUCAGUAUGACUUUAAAAAAGCUGCUACUUGUGUGACUUGUGAAUUGUUUUUGUAUGGUGUUUGUAGUUGGGACAGUGUGGUGAAAUGUGAAGGAACUCUAGAAGGAACCAGAGUGUUGGGGAUGUGGGGGAGAAUGCCAGUCCUGGUGCUGCCUGAUAACAAUGUUAUCAUCUCAGGAAGUUACUUAACUUACUCUGUUUUGUAAAAAUGGGGAUUAAAAACACUUACCUCCCUACCAGGAUUAUCAUUGAGGAUCUGUUGAGGUAUUGUUCUCUCUAAAUAAUAUCUUUAUACCAAAGACUUUUUCCCUAAUCAACAAGUUAUUUCUUGAGUAAUCUAAAUUUUUCAAAUAUAGAUUUUUUUUUAAUUUUGGAGAAGAAUCAAAUUUAUCAUUGAUAUAAGAGUAAUGUUUAAAGGUAUAGGUACAUUUUAUUUUAAGAAAAAAAAAAUCAGUACUUAAUGAGAAAACCAAACUUUACAAUAAACAGAUUAAAGGCAUACUUAAUCCCAAGAGCUUUCAUUUAAAUAACCCACUUCCCUGUUCUGUUACUAUAAACAGCAUACUUUUUAAAGGAACCGAACUGUUGUUGCAUAGUAGGGAUGUGGGAGUAGGGAGUGAGUGGUCUUGUGGAAUUUCUUAUUUAGUAAAAUGAUAAAACUGUUAGAUCACUGGUUAACUUCUUUUGGAUUAUGGACUUUUAAAUAAGUACUUGGUAUAAACUGUGCAACUGUCCAGGAAAAUGCAUAUAUAUACAACUUUUUUGUUUUGUUUUGCACAGGCUCAAGUACCCCCUGGAACAGAUGAUCUCUCAGUUCUCUUUCUUAAAUUUUAGGAUACUGUGAUUCUAAAGCAUUCUCUUAUUUUUGUCUCUAGUAAUUAUAUGCUAUUAUAUUAUUAUAUAGUCAUAAAAAUCAGCCUUUUGGAUUUUUAAAAUAUUAUCUUUAAAAAGAGAACUCAUUCAAAUAAACAAUCACCAAAACAACAUGUGUUACUUUUAAAGAAAACUUUUGGGGUGAAGUAGGAAACUAUAAACAAGCACUGCUAGGAAAGGUUGAAUAAAGAGCUAUUGUAGAAUAACAUAAACAAACAACUUAGAAAGUCUCUAGCUUGAGGAAAUAGUCUGUGGCAAUCUGUGGCCCUGAGUGGGAGGACAUUGCCUAUCUGGUGGUGUUUGGAAAUAUUGUAGAAACAUUUUUGGUUGUCUCAAAUGGGUGAGGGGGCACACACUGGCAUUUAGUGGGCACGAGCCAGGGACGUUAAGUGUUUUGCAAUGCCUAGGGCAGUUUCACUCAGCGAGGAAUUGUCCUGCCAAAAAUGCCAUUGCCCUCUGACAAACACUGGUGAUUGUGAGCUGGGGCCUGGCACAAGUGGAAAGAGCUUUUUAAGCUGAAGUUAUUAAGCUCUUACAGAAACAUAAUGUCAACACACCAUAUCCUUUGCCAUUAAUUCCCACUUGAAAAAAAUCACAGACAUAAAAGAAGGAUUUACUAGAGGAAUUGGGGCUACUUAAAAUGUAUGUAUACUUUUUGUUCUCGAGUAGCCAUUUUAACAGCAGAAGUUGGGGCACCUCGCUGUGUCUACUGGAAGUCUGGGAAGUGAAAGGUCUUAGGUAGUACGGUGGCAUAAGAGUCUGUAAAUUGGCCAUAUGAUAUUUUUUUUCUUUAAAAUACCUUUUUACACCUUGACCUAGUAAUUUUGAAGAAAAUUUCAAAGCAUUUUUGCAUUUACUGUCAUGAUCUCUGUGAUACUAUAUGGUUGCCUUCUUACAUUGAGGAUAUAUUACAGUUGAGUUCGAUUUUCCAUGUCUGCCAUCUUUUCAGUAACCAAAUCCCCUUCCACAAAUCCAUGUGCCAAAAAAGAAGUCUGAGGAGUUAGGCCGGAAUAGGACUCAGGUUUAGAGGGAAGAGGAUGGGUUUUGGACUCAGACCUAAGGAUUUCUGGUAGGUCCUCUUUUAGGAUAAGAUGCUGUAACUGUUGAAACGCCAGUCUGCACUGAUUCACAGACAGUUGGCUUUUCAGCUGGGAAGCCUUUUUCUCCCCGCCUUGCUGGUUUACUGAACUGAUGAAACCAUGGCAGAAGGAGAGACAGAAUCACCUGGGCCCAAAAAGCGCGGCCCCUACAUUUCAUCUGUCACUAGCAGGAGUGUGAACUUGAUGAUUCGUGGAGUGGUACUAUUUUUUAUUGGAGUAUUUCUUGCCUUAGUGUUAAAUUUACUUCAGAUUCAGAGAAAUGUGACGCUCUUUCCACCUGACGUGAUCGCCAGCAUCUUUUCUUCAGCGUGGUGGGUACCGCCGUGCUGUGGCACAGCCUCAGCUGUGAUUGGGUUAUUAUACCCCUGCAUUGACAGGCAUCUAGGAGAACCACAUAAAUUUAAAAGAGAGUGGUCCAGUGUGAUGCGGUGCGUAGCCGUCUUUGUUGGUAUAAAUCAUGCCAGCGCUAAAGUGGAUUUUGAUAACAACAUACAGUUGUCUCUCACACUGGCUGCACUCUCCAUUGGACUAUGGUGGACGUUUGAUAGAUCUAGAAGUGGUUUUGGCCUUGGAGUAGGAAUUGCUUUUUUGGCAACCUUGGUCACUCAACUGCUAGUCUAUAAUGGUGUUUAUCAAUAUACAUCUCCAGAUUUUCUCUAUGUUCGUUCUUGGUUACCAUGUAUAUUUUUUGCUGGAGGCAUAACGAUGGGAAACAUUGGUCGACAACUGGCAAUGUAUGAAUGUAAAGUUAUCGCAGAAAAAUCUCAUCAGGAAUGAAGAAGGCAAAAAUGUAUCUUCUAUACAGAAAAACAGGAUGAAAAGGGCACGUAAAUGAUCACUAUAUCAACAAAGCUUUGGACUGUAAAAUUGCCAGGAUGCAGUUUUUCCCUUGAUGGUGUAUAUAUUUGUGUGUAUGUGUGUGUGUGUAUGUGUGUGUAUAGAUAUAUACGUAUAUACACACACGCAUACACACACUUCCACACAUAUACAUGCACAUACGCAUGUAUUACUGCAAUCUGUGAUUGCUUCAUCUGUAAAUCAGUUACAAACCUUGAUGUAUUUGACUUAAAUAACUAUAAAAUAUAUAUGCACUACAUUAAACAGCGUGUUCAUUAAUAGAUGAAAUUUUUUAAUUAAUUUUUUUAAACAUACCAUAUAUUGUAUCACAAUGUUGAUGUGCCAAAAUAUUCUGUUAUUGUCAUGCAGAGUAUAAGAAUGCUUGAACAGUUUAUAAACUUAGUAAAAUAAAAUAAGAGGAAAGCCAAAAAAAAGAGAAAGAAAAAGAAAAGGGGAGAGCUAGUAUAUUCUCUUCUGCUUAUGUUGUGCCUCUUCAUUUUUCUAAUGGCAGCGGUAUGAGCUAUGGGCGCCCUGAUGGGUGGCUAGUUUCUAUUUUAAUGUCAUCUCAGAGAGCGUGGGUGUUUUAAUUGAUAAUGAAAAUGAACUUACAUAGAACAUUUUAAAACCUGCAUUACUGGAGAGCGUCCAAAAAGGAAUUCUGCUGGAGGUAAAGGUGAUGAGCAGGAGAGGGUUAUCAGCGUUAAAUUGUUUUAAGUCUAAGUCUGCAAGGCUAUAUGUAAUUAAAAGAAGGCACCACUGGGAAAUUUAGCUAGAAUAAAUAUGUUAUAGAAAUACCAAAAUGACCUUUUGCAGUGCCACAAAGUGUGAAAUGAUGUUGUUAUUUGCAGUACAGUAACUCAUUGCUUUUGCACAUGGAACACCCAAGAAACCCUAAACAGAUCAAAAUGAAGUUUCUAAUUCUCUUGGGUUCUGUAAUCUGUUGGGUUCUGUGAAGCAAACCACAUUAGCCCGGCUGGGUCACGUGACUGAGGGUCAGUGGAAUGACAUCUGGGGAAUGGAUGAGCACCUCACUUUUUAUAUAUUCAUAUGUCCAUGAGUGAACAGUUCAAGCCUGUUCCAGAAUGUCCUGAGAUGGCAUAUACCGUGCAUGUUAAAGAUUUCGAUAGCAGUUUUGUGCAUAUCUUUCCAACAACGGGAACCAUUUAAGUGUGGUUUAAACAUUUUUAGUUAACUUUUUCCUCAGUUUUUAUUUUUGAAAUUGAUGACAAUCGUCUGAUACACAAGGGUGGAACUUUCUCCUUACUUUGGGUCUGUGUGUGUGUGUGUGUGUGUGUGUGAUUGAGUGAGAGAGAAUGUACAUGUAGAAAUGUAUGUGCAUGUGCCCAUGCUCUCGUAAUGUGUCAACUAGAUACUGUUUAAUUUUGGUGUUUAAAACCAUUGCUGUCAGACUGAGAUCUUAUAUGCCAAACUUUAAUCUGCUUUUACAUUUUAUGGCUGAAAGUAUGAAGAUCCUAAAAGGAUUUCAUACUGAAUAUAUGUAUACAAUCUUAACUAUAGUGGUGGUAAACAUACUACUAUAAUUUAUUAUUCUAUCUUCCAGAUAAUGUUAUUCAUUUAGAACAAAUAAGGUAUAUUUUUAGAAUCAACUUUGUAAGCACUAUAAAUCUUUAAUAAGUUAUAAGGUCUAUGAUGUGUUUACUUUGAAAAUUGCUGUUAAAAGCAAGAUGUAUUAAAUACAUAAUUAUCAUCUUG